GCAUUUCCACAAGCUCUCACUAAACACAAAACAGCCUUUUAGUGCUCUGUGUUCUGUUCUGUGAUUUCUGUGCUCUGUUCUCUGUUUUGAGCUCUUCUGUCUGUUUGUGCUGCGGUAUUGUUAUCAGAGAAAUCAUGAGGGAAGGCACUGCGAAUUGCGUUGACAUCAUUUUGGCCAUCAUCUUGCCUCCCUUGGGAGUCUUCCUGAAAUUUGGCUGUCAUGUGGAGUUCUGGAUAUGCUUGCUGCUCACAAUUCUUGGCUACUUGCCAGGAAUUAUUUAUGCAAUCUAUGCCAUCACUAAGUGAAACCGUCGCUGUCAUGCUUUCCUUUGGAUGUAAUUUUAUUUUAUUUUAGGGUUUGCUGGUUGUUUAGGGUUUGAGUAUCCGGCUUGUUGCAGAAGAAUAAUGGAAGGAUUUUCAGCAGUGAUUUUAGUUGAGGCCGCUGAAGCCAAACACUUUGAUGUAAUAUUUAUCCUCGAUUUAUUUGGCCGUUAGGUCAUGGACAUGAUUGUAUGAAUCAUUUUUAGUAAUUCUAAAAUAUCAGUGUAAUAUUUUUUUAA
This is a messenger RNA of Cryptomeria japonica (Japanese cedar), 559 nucleotides long. RefSeq names its product hydrophobic protein LTI6B. Bases 135 to 305 code for a protein of 56 amino acids. Lineage: Eukaryota; Viridiplantae; Streptophyta; Pinopsida; Cupressales; Cupressaceae. The transcript has 2 exons. Gene Ontology annotation, cellular component: membrane. The record is from RefSeq and is a predicted model, not a curated record.